Molecule: messenger RNA, 1693 nt
Organism: Vombatus ursinus (common wombat)
Lineage: Eukaryota; Metazoa; Chordata; Mammalia; Diprotodontia; Vombatidae
Gene: PHF24
Product: PHD finger protein 24
Exons: 7
Coding region: 1-1209 (402 amino acids)
Source: RefSeq, a predicted model, not a curated record
AUGGGAGUGUUGAUGUCCAAACGGCAGACAGUGGAGCAGGUUCAGAAGGUGAGCCUGGCUGUGUCAGCUUUCAAGGAUGGGCUACGGGAUAGGCCUUCUCUCCGGCGUACAGGUGAAUCAGCUGGUUCUCGGAGGGGCACCGUAGAGCACUCUGUCCAGGAAGUACAGGAGGAAGAUGAGCCAGAGACAGUGGCCGCUGUCUCACAGGAAGAGAACACUGUCAACAAAGCAGCCUGGGAACGGCUAAGGGAUGGCCGUGGGGUAGAACCUGAGGAGUUUGACCGUGCCAAUCGCUUCACACCACCUGCCUUUAUCCGACCUAUUCGGGAACUAAAUGAUGACAAGCCACUUGAUAUCUGCUUGGAACCUAGAGAAUCUGUUAUCAAUGAUGAGAUAUGUGAGAUUUGUGAGGUUUGGACUGCUGAGAGUCUCUUCCCAUGUAGGAUCUGCACUAGGGUUUUUCAUGAUGGCUGCCUGCGCCGCAUGGGCUAUCUGCAAGGAGACAGCACAGUGGAAGUGACCGAGAUGGCUCACACUGAAACAGGCUGGAGCUGUUACUAUUGUAACAACCUCAACCUGCUUCUUACAGAAGAAGAGAUGUACAGCCUCAUGGAGAACUUCCAACAGUGCAAAAUUAUUCCUGAUUGUUCCUUGACACUGGAGGACUUCCUGCGCUACCACCAUCAGGCAGCAAGGCGAGGAGGAAGUGAAAGGGCACUGAGUGAAGAGCAGGAAGAGAGGGCAGUUCAACAAUUUGCUGCCCUUGACCCUGAGCGCAGGGGCCAUGUUGAGUGGCCUGACUUCUUGUCGCAUGAGUCCCUCCAACUACUACAGAAACUCCGUCCACAGAACUCUCUAUUAAGGUUACUGACAGUUAAGGAGCGAGAACAGGCUCGAACAGCCUUCCUAGCCCGAGGCGUUGGGGGUUAUAUCAGUGAGACUGAAUGCCAUCGUGCCCAACACACCUGGUUCCGAAAACGACCCUUGGAGGCAUCAUCUUGCAACGUUAGUAUCAGCCAUGUGGGACCCAUGUCAGAAAACAGCCCGGCCAGCCACAGCAGUGCCAAGAGCCCAGAGAAACCUUUGCAGACAGCUGAACAGGAGGAACCCAGGUCUGUGGAUUGGCCCACCUUCCUGAAGGAGAAUGUCAUCUACAUCCUUGCUGCUCGCCCCAACAGUGCUGCCAUUCACCUGAAACCCCUGGGGUAGAGUCUCUAGAAGUAGGAGUAGCCCCUGCCCAGCCAUGGCUGGGGCAACGUGGGGUCACCUCCUUCCCCAGCCCCUGACACUGAAAAAGACUGGGAGAAGGGAGACCUCCAGCAUCCUUGUUCCUAAGCUUUGCCACAGGGGAUCUAGAUGACGUCUCCUUUCAUAGGAAGGGUAGCAAGUACUUUGCCUAAGGGAGAGGUUCUGGGAGAAGAGGCAAUAUUCGCUAUACCCCUUAACAGCUCUGUCUCUAGCAAAAAAAAAAAAAAAAGAUUCUCUCCCCCACUGUUCUUUCCUCAUCUCAACCAGUGUCACUAAUGGGAUAACUCAAGAUCCUUUAUCCCUCUAAACUUGUAGAAGUUUGAUUUCUAAUUGGUUGAGAAGGGACCAAACUUCAUUGAUAUCCUAGGUCAUUAUAGCUGAAAGAGACCUUGGUGGUCACUUAGUCCAACUCUGUCAUUUUAAAGAGGUCCAGAGAAGUUUUGAC